Molecule: messenger RNA, 603 nt
Organism: Medioppia subpectinata
Lineage: Eukaryota; Metazoa; Arthropoda; Arachnida; Sarcoptiformes; Oppiidae
Source: the annotation of a GenBank genome assembly
AAAGGGCGAUUCGCAUCAUUUGCUAACGCAAUACCAUUACAUACAAUGGCCUGAUUUCGGGUGCCCUCAGAAUCCCUAUUCGCUCAUCCAUUUGAUUGAAAUCAUACGAAAACAAUACAAAACAUUGUUGUUGUCGAUGGCGGCUAAAAGAAAGACACAUAACAAGACUGCCACCAGUGAUAGGGAAGUAGUGGUCGGCGAAGAUGUGGUGGCAGAUAAUGGACUGGUGGAGGGGGAGGGUGUCGUCGCCCGGUCACCCAUUUUGGUUCACUGCAGUGCGGGUGUGGGCCGUAGCGGCACAUUCAUAGCCGUGGACCGGAUUAUGGAGAUGUUAAAGCAUUGCCCCGAUAGCGGGGGUGGGGUUCAGGUGCCCAAAGACCUAACUAUCGAUGUGUUCAACACUGUAUGCGAUAUGAGAAGGUGUCGACCAAAUAUGGUUCAGACAGAGGAUCAAUACAUUUAUAUUUACGAUUGUAUCAAAUACUUCAUCGAUAGACUUGAGGGACAAACCGCUGGUCCUACAGAUGUAACCGAUACUAGUCUUUGUGAUAUCAUUGAAAAAGGUAAUUAUCAUUUUAUCAAGUCAUUUGACUAGAUCUCUCU